CUUUCACACACCAAAACGGUAAACAUCGGAUUGCUUCGAUGCAAAUCAUAAAACGCGGAUCGUCAGCUCGAACCAGUCGCACGGAGCAGCGUACGUCGCGGGUGUGCUGGGGUGUGAAUAAAUCGGGUUGCUUCUGAGUAACAAAUUGCCCAACGAUCGUGUGCGGUCUGUGCGGGUCCAACUGUUGUCGUCGUCGUGGUGUGUGCAAAACUGGUGGCGCGGUACGUGAAGGUGCGAUGGUCAGCCAGCCCUUGACCGUACAGCUGUCUGGGUUGGAUGUGUGCGGGAUGCUUUAGCUGCUUACAGACGGCGUCUCUACACGGCAAUCUCUAUGUGUCCGCUCUGUGAUCGAUAGUGGAGGUGCCCAGGCUCGCCCUUUGUAUCACCGAAUCUCACUGUGUUCGCGUUGUGUGUCCAAAACCCUCGCCAGACGGGUAUGUGUGUGUGUGUUUGUGUGUGCGGGAAGGGUAAAAAGUGUCGGUAAAUGGUGUGCAACAUUGCGGUCCAGUUUUUUUUGGGAGGUCAGCUUUGUUUAGCUUUCCUCCCUAACAAAGCUUGCUGACGAUGGUUUUUGCGUGUGUUCGUGUGUGAGGGAGAGAGCGAUAGAGCAGCAGUCUGGUCCGCUCGUCGUGAUGUAAGAUGCUGUGUGUCUGCUGCUGCGUAUGUCGACACUGCAAGUUUUAGCUUUAAAUGUUGCGCCCUGUUUUGACAUCUUUUAAAGUCUGCCUUUUAGUACGAUCGUGUAAUCUACCGUGUAAAGUGCUCUAGCAUAAUAAAUUACAAUUUGUUGCAGGUCCAGUUUGGUGUGGCAUAAAGAAGCGUGUUCGCGAAAUCGCCGAAACACCGAGAAGAUGAUGAUGAUGAUGAUGGUGUAGUUGAAAGAAUCGCGACAUGAAUGGGUCAAGCUGUGCCCUCCAGCAUUUGGUUGGCCGUUCUGUCCAGCCAAAGUGAUCAUUGUACGUGUGCGAGUGCGUGCCGAAGAGAGUGAGUGAAGUGAUUUUACACAGCAAGUGCUAGAACCGACCCAAUGUGAUGAUUUAAUUUGCCACAGUCCUCCCCGUACAACAACAAAGUUCCAACACAAAGUUCACGCUCGCCCGAAGGUCGUCCGCGCAAGGGUUUUGUUUUCCGUUGUUUUUGCUGUGCCUGUGUGCAACCAAACCGAUAGAGCGAGAUUGAUACUUCACACACCAACACACAGCGAAACUGAGCAGCACUCAGCAGGCACCGACAUCACACCAACACCACCAUCCUCGUAGUCCGUCCGAUCCGAAGGAUAACUCCUUCAAGGCUUUCCUUUACUUUUCACAGCACCUCCAAAAAAUGUCCGACCCGGACACGGUCUGGCUGGAGGAGCUGCUGAAGGAUGUCCAGCUGGAGCAGUUUCUGCCCCGCAUCCGGGACGAGCUGCAGGUAACGCGGCUCGCCCACUUCGACUACGUGCACGUUGACGAUCUCGAGAAGAUCGGGCUCGGCAAGCCGGGCAUCCGGCGGCUGCUGGAAGCGGUAAAGAAGCGCAAAGCGCAACAGUGGCGCCGCAACAUACUGUCCAAGCUGAUCGGGGGCGGCAAGCAGCAGCCACCGAAAAAGUCCACCGGCGGUGGGUCCGUCGGUGGCGCCGGUCAAAACGAGGAACCGUCCGCCCUGGCCCUAACCUGCCUCAUCCACGAGAAGGACGUAACGCUCUCGGUCAAGCUGGGCGACGGGUCGUUCGGGGUGGUACGGCGCGGCGAGUGGCACGCGCCCGGCAAUCAUCUGGUGCCGGUCGCGGUAAAGGUGCUGAAAGCGGACACGCUCGCCCAGCCCGGCGUGAUAGAGGACUUCUUCAAGGAGGUGCAGGCGAUGCACGCGAUGAACCACCCGAACCUGAUCCGGCUGCACGGUGUCGUGCUGUCGCAGCCGAUGAUGAUGGUGACCGAGCUGGCGGUGAACGGAUCGCUGCUCGAUUUGCUGCGCAAGCAGUGCAAGCAUACGCCCCUGCCGAUGAUCUGGAGCUGGUCGGUGCAGAUCGCGACCGGCAUGGCGUACCUGGAGAGCAAGCGCUUUCUGCACCGCGAUCUGGCCUGCCGGAAUGUGUUGCUGGCGGCGGGGAACAAGAUCAAGAUCGGCGACUUUGGGCUGAUGCGGGCGCUGCCCCAGCAGGAAGAUUGUUACGUGAUGACCGAACACAAGAAGGUACCGUUUCCGUGGUGCGCGCCGGAAUCGUUGCGCUACCGGCAGUUUAGCCACGCGUCCGACACGUGGAUGUUUGCGGUGACGCUGUGGGAGAUGUUCACGUUCGGGGAGGAUCCGUGGGUGGGUUUGAACGGGUCGCAGAUACUGCGCAAGAUUGACCGGGAGGGGGAGCGUUUACAUCACCCGGAUGCCUGCCCGCCCGAUGUGUACCAGCUGAUGCUGCAGUGCUGGGAUAAGACACCGUCCGAGCGGCCUACCUUUGCCGCGAUCAAAGAGUUUCUCACCGGCGUGCCGCCACCGAUCUAUCGAGCGGUAAGCAAUUACAGUGCAGAAAACCGGCUAGCAGCACAACAGGGCGACACGAUCGUGAUCGUCGACGAUCGGCCCGAGCUGCAGUUCAUCAAGGGACAGAAUCAGCGAACGUUCGAUAUUGGCACCAUUCCAAGGGGCGUUGUGGUCGAUGCUCGAAAGUCUUCUACAAGCUCGUCGGGUGGAUCGAGCGCCACGAUUAGCCGCCCGUUGCAUGAUUCAUUCCGGCACACGGGCCAUGGGUCACCGUUUGGUGCUUCCUGGGGCAAUCCGGCUACGCUCGAGAUGGAAGGAGAGGUUAAACUUCGAAAUAAAUCAAAGGACCUGGUAAGCGUCGACCGGCGCGGCAAAUGCAUCUCGGAGCAGUACGUGAAGGAGCGCAAAAGCAAUGCAUCGAAACAGUUCUCCUACAACAAGCUGGUGAACGAGAAUCACUCCAAGCAGCAGCACCUGCACCACCAAGCGCAGCUACAUCGGCCGCCACGGCCACCGCAACCCCAGCAGCCGGCCGCCACCGAAGGCAUACUGAUCGAUCUUUCGUCGCCGAACGACGAUGCAACGUUCGGCGGGAGUUCCGGUGCUUCCGGCGCUGCGCCCGGCACAGUUCGCCAGGUGGCCAGCAUACUGGACGAACCGAUCGACAUCCCGACGGAGGGAGACGAUCCAUUCGGUGCGCAGCAGCCGGCGCAACAGCAGCACGAACAGCAGCACCUUCAGCUGGCUACCGUCGCCAGCUUUGCAUCCGUGUCACCCGUCCCGUCCGUCGCAGCGAAGCUCGAGCCACCGCCCUACCAAAUGCCACCGAAGUACAGCAACACGUACGGGAUCGUGCACGACAGUACGCUGAAUCUUAGCAUCGCCACCGAACCGGAUCCUUUCGCACCGCAGCAAUCGCAACCUGCCCAGCAGCACUAUCAGAAGCAGGAAACGAUCGUAACGUCCGACUACGAGAGUGGUCCCUCCAGCUCGGUCAGUGCACGCGACUUGAUGGCUAGCAUUAAGCGGCAGCAAACUAUCGAGCAGGUGGCAGCACCACCGACCCAGCCCGUGUACGGCAAUUGGCGUGGAUCGGUAUCGAACAUCAACUCCAACUACGGCCGAGUGGGAACGGAUUUGGAUGGGCUAACGGCGGAUAUGCUCUCUUCUCUCAACAAUGGCCCCAGCGGCAGUGGACUUAGCUCGCCGGGCGGCAUCAGGGACGCGUACAACGAUUCGCUCGAGGUGAACGUCAGCGGGAACGGGCUUGCCUCCCCGUACGGUGGCUCAACGGCGCACGUGAACGUGACGCCGAAAAAGCUCGACAAAUCGUUCCUGGCCGAGCUGGAGAAGGACAUCUACAAGCAGGAACCGAGCGCAGGCAACAGCAUGAACAGUUCGGUCGCGUAUGCGGCACGCAACAGUGCGAAGGACGUGUCCCAUUCGAAGUACGACACCACGGCGAACCUGGCGAUGAGCCAGAUCUACGCCAACCAGGCCAAUUCGAUCGCGCUGGCGGCCUCCCUCCAGCAGCAGCUUACGCUAUCGCCAAAGAAACAGAACAUGGUGCAGCAGCCGGUCGCUUCCGACACCAACACGCUGGUGCAGCAGAUGUGGGCGGAAAGGAACAAUGUGGCGGCAGCAGCAGCAGCAGCACCGUUGCCCGACGGUGGCCAGCAGCCGGUAUCACCGCAAAAGUCGCACAAUUUCGUUGCGCUUUCGAACGGCGUACAGUCGGCGCAUCACCAUCAGUACGGCUCUACGAUGAGCCUGUCCGGUGCGAACAUCUACAGCUCCGUGUACAAUGGAAGCAUUGCGUCCUCCGAUGUGUACCAGACGGUUGGUGGCGAUCUGUACGAUGUGGUGGCACCUACCCCCGCCUCACUGUACGAGCGUGUGCCGGCGCAGCAAAUCUACAACAACGUGAUGGGCCAGCAGGGCUCGAUGAUGGCGAUCAACAUCACCGGCCCCAACGCUACCGCAAUCUACGACGAGGUGUCCAACGAGCAGCUGAGUGAGUUGCGACCGAUUCGCCCUGCCCCGUCGGCACCACUGUCCGCCCAGCAGAUCCAGCGGCGGUUGGAUCGAUUGGCGCAGCAGGAUCAACAGGUGGCCAGCCUGCUGCAGGAGCUCGGUGAUGAGGCGAACGAAGAGGAAGCGCGCAACUCACUGGCGGCCGUCAACUGGGAUCACACGCUGGCGGUGCGACACUUUAAAAUUGAACGGCUUUGCCGGCUUGGACUCGCUAAUCGUACCCGGUGUGAGGAGGCACUGCAGAAAACGGGCUGGAGCAUUCAGCUGGCCGCCUCGAUUCUGCUCGAAACCUAGUCCCGGGGGACGAUUUGCACGAGUGAUGGAGCUUUAUUUGAGCAGAUCGGGGCAAGAAAGAGCGAGGCUUGACACAAAAACACACAAACAAAAUACGAAUUACUUAGUUGUAGCUAGCUUUAGUGCGAAUGCGUCCUUUGAAGAGGAGGGGGGCAUAAGCGAGGAACGAUACAAACAAUGCGAAUCAAUUUAUGUUUCCCUCCCUUACUCUCGAAUUUCUCUCUCUGCGAAUACUGCGAAUAUUGCAGUGAAGUAUAGCGAAAUCUCAUGCUAUGUAACAAAAGUAUUAAAGGGAAGGUUUUGUCUUGCUUCAACAAUGCGACAAACCGAGCGCACAGGUGGUCGUUUUUCGUUUCGCCAUCUGCCUACUUGUACAUAUGUUGUACACUCUAUGUUAGAAGUUACACCCGCUGAUAGUUAAGGAUCCAAUUGGAAAAUUGUUAGCAAAGCCAGCUUCAGAAGCCCAGCACCAGCACUACUACGCUUUACAAAGCACACGAAACUGCAACCAAUGUCUUUGUCUCUCUCUCUCUCUGGAGGGGUGUUUGAAGUUGUUUUAGCUGGCAAUCUUGCGUACUAGCAACAGAAACGUUAAUUUUGUACUGUGCGCGACAGAAAGAGGAUAGAUGUUUUAUUAUUAUAAAUUAUAGCGUAAAUCCGUUCACUUCCAUCCAAGCUGUGUGUGUGUGUGCAGCAGUUGUCGAAUUUGAUAGGCAAUCGGUAUAAAUCUCGUCGUCAAUCUCAGAGCACUUCCUUCACUCCCAUACUGAGCUGUCUACGUGUGCCUAAGUUAAAACUAUCUGUUUAGAGAAAUGCGUCUCCAAGAACGGCUCGUAAGGGGAAUAUUAUACUUAUAUUUUACUAACCGUACGUCCAAAGCAAA
Messenger RNA from Anopheles coluzzii, 5671 nucleotides. It is a transcript of the gene Ack, whose product is annotated as activated Cdc42 kinase Ack. Lineage: Eukaryota; Metazoa; Arthropoda; Insecta; Diptera; Culicidae. Gene Ontology annotation, biological process: protein phosphorylation. Gene Ontology annotation, molecular function: protein tyrosine kinase activity; ATP binding. The transcript has 6 exons. Bases 1324 to 4788 code for a protein of 1154 amino acids. The record is from RefSeq and is a predicted model, not a curated record.